AUGAUCAUCAGCGCUCUUCUUCUGAUGUUCGGCGCUCGCGCCCUCAUCCUGGAUCCAGUCGGGCUGGUAGAUGCGCCAGCCUCUGUAGACAAGCGACAGGCAUCUACAGGAACACUAGGGGGCUCUGCACCCACGGUCACGAACACAGGUGAUUCUGAAAGGCCGUACGGCGUGGAUGGCGAUACACGGAUUAUGAAUCAGCAGCCUCGAGAAGGUAGCUCUCUUGAGUUCCUCGUCCCAUGUUUCACUGUCCCACGUGGAAUCUUAUCUAACACGAAAUCGAUCCAUCAGCUGCAACAACCAAUUCGACUCUUGCCAGAAGCCAACACGGACCAGUCAUCAUCCUUCUCCCUCCAAGAUUGUCAGGAUCAAUUAAACAGUUGCAUGUCGACAGUAUCAUCUACGAGCGUUGCGUCACAGGGUGCUACCAUAGCAUCGGCACCGACAACAAGCAGCUUGACAACAGAUGCAACCACUGUAACCGCGCAAUUGGCCCAAACUACAAUCCAAUACGAUGCAGAAUUCGACCUUGUCUGUGAUCUUUAA
This is a messenger RNA of Aspergillus pseudotamarii, 546 nucleotides long. RefSeq lists its product as uncharacterized. The transcript has 6 exons. Lineage: Eukaryota; Fungi; Ascomycota; Eurotiomycetes; Eurotiales; Aspergillaceae. The record is from RefSeq and is a predicted model, not a curated record. Bases 1 to 546 code for a protein of 181 amino acids.